CCCCAGAAACAAGCAAAGUCUUCUCCUCGAUUCCUCCGGAGCCUCUUUCAAUCAACAAGUUUAAAACGCUUGCCUCUGGUUCUACGGCGAUGGAAGAUUCUUUUGUCGCAGAGCCGCCGCCGCAGCCGAAUUCGGACGCGGAUGUUUUAUUGGACUCCGAUUGUCUUCAGGUUCCGCCUCUCGAUCAUUUUUUGGGCGAUCAAGACUUUGACCUACCCGAAAAUUUCGAUAUCGAGUUUUGCUUCGACGAUCUCGACGAUCUCGGAGACCUUUACUUCCCCUCCGAGAAUGAGUCAUUUCUCAUCCCUAACCAAUUCGACUCCACUAUAGCUCCUCUCCAGUGCGUUGAUUCGAACGCCGUUCAACCGAAAUACCAAGGUUUAUCUCCGAUCCCGAUUGAUCAAUCACUCUCUUCAGAUCCUAACCAGUGUUUCAGUUACGGCAGCCCCGAUAUCCCCAUUUCAGUGUCGCCUGAGUCAGGGAACUCUGCAUUUCCCGGUAAAAUUCCCUGCGAUCUGUCUGGCUGUGGCGUUAGUCAAUACCUGAAUUGUUCUUCGGAGAAAUUGGGAAAUUGCGGUCUUACUGAUUGUGGUCCAGCUAGGGGUUUUAAAGUUUCUUCUCCAGUGUCAUCUCAGGAUUCGAGGAAUAGCGGCUCUGGUGUGUCGGAAGCCACAAAUUCACCGUCAUCUCCAUAUUCUGGAAAUUUGGUAGUUGAUCAGAGGGUGAAGGAAGAAGGUUUGGGCAACAAUGGUAGCAUUACAAAGAGGAAGAAAGAGACUAGUGACGACACAAAUGGAGACUCGAGAACUACCAAGUCUCAAAGAUCAGAAAAUGGUAAUAAUACGAGUGUACAGGAACACUUGAGUGAAGAAGAAGAGAAGCGGAGGGCAAGGCUGGUGAGGAAUCGUGAGAGUGCGCAAUUAUCAAGGCAGAGAAAGAAGCACUACGUGGAAGAGUUAGAGGACAAGGUGCGAUCUAUGCAUUCUACAAUUGCAGAACUGAAUGGCAAGAUUUCCUAUUUUAUGGCCGAGAAUGCAAGUUUGAGGCAGCAGUUGAGCAGCAGCGGCAUGUGUCCGCCACCUUCAGGAAUGUACCCACCAAUGGGGGGGCCUAUGGCUUAUCCCUGGGUUCCUUGUUCGCCUUAUUUGGUUAAACCACAAGGUUCUCAGGUGCCCUUGGUCCCAAUUCCUAGGUUGAAACCACAACAGCCUGUUUCGGCAACAAAGGUGAAAAAGACUGCAAGUAAGAAGAGCGACGGUAAAACUAAGAAAGUUGCUGGUGUUAGUUUUCUGGGUCUGUUGUUGUUUAUCUUUCUAUUUGUUGGAUUAGUGCCUAUUGUGAAUGUAAGAUUUGGAGGAUCAAGGGAGAAUGGUCCUGGUGGGUCUGGUGUUGCAAGUCAUAGUUUCUAUGAUCAGCAUAGAGGGAGGGUCUUGGAAGUCAACAGUCAUUUAAAUAGUUCCCAUGAAAAUUUUGGCAUGGGAUAUAUUGAUGAGAAACUCCAUGUAGGUAAUAAAGCACACUGCCAAAGAGGUCAUAUGGGAGGAUCAGAGAAGGAGAGAGGAUCACAACCUCUCUCUAGUUCAGAAGAGUUUGUCCAUUUGGGCAAUUCUAGUGAGCCACUCGUUGCAUCCCUGUAUGUCCCAAGAAAUGAUAAACUUGUGAAGAUUGAUGGAAACCUGAUAAUUCAUUCUGUUCUGGCCAGUGAGAGGGCUAUGGCCUCUCGAAAGGCUCCUGAAAAGAAGAAUAACGUGGAGACUGGUUUGGCCAUUCCUAGAGAUUUGGCCCCAGCUUUUGCAAUUCCUGAUGUUGGAAGCCACAAAGGUAGGCAUUCUCGAGCUUAUGGAAAUCGAAUAGAAGGGCAGAGAGCUCUUACUUUUGGGUCUGCUGAUGCUUCGAAGGAUCAUUUGAAGUCAUCUGCAGCUGAUGGAAAAAUGCAACAGUGGUUUCGUGAAGGCCUUGCUGGGCCCAUGUUGAGUUCUGGAAUGUGCACUGAAGUAUUCCAGUUUGAUGUCUCUUCCGCAUCUGCUGGAGCCAUUAUUCCAGCUUCUUCAGUUGCGAGUAUCUCUGCUGAACACAAUCAGAAUGUAACUCGUCUCAACAAGAGAAAGACUAGAAGGAUUCUUCAUGGUCUUCCUGUUCGUUUUACUGAACCAAAUCAUAAUAUUAUUGGAGAGCAUGUUGGAAGGAAUGCUCAGGAAGGCAAUUUUCAGCCUAACAAAUCCGUUUCUUCUAUGGUUGUCUCUGUCCUUGCUGAUCCAAGGGAAGUUGGUGACAUCGAUGUGGAUGGUAUGAUCGCUCGAAAAUCACUUUUGCGGAUUUUUGUUGUUUUGCUUUUAGACAAUGUUAAAUAUGUUACAUAUUCCUGUGUGCUUCCCCGAGCUGGUCGUCCUCUAGUUACAGCUUGAGGAUGGAAAGCAGUUGGGAGUUCUUGAAUGACAGCUAGGUGCACCUUUUUUUACCCCAUUUUUGUAAAUGAUAGAAUACUCUUAACUUCAUUAUACACUUUGGAUGCUCUUAACUAUGAGUAAUAUAUACUUUUUGUACUGUUAGAACUAUAA
This is a messenger RNA of Tripterygium wilfordii, 2558 nucleotides long. Its product is annotated as bZIP transcription factor 17-like. Gene Ontology annotation, molecular function: DNA-binding transcription factor activity. The coding region runs from base 90 to 2405 and encodes 771 amino acids. The transcript is spliced from 2 exons. The record is from RefSeq and is a predicted model, not a curated record. NCBI's taxonomy places the organism in Eukaryota, Viridiplantae, Streptophyta, Magnoliopsida, Celastrales, Celastraceae. Gene Ontology annotation, cellular component: nucleus; endoplasmic reticulum membrane.